AUGAAUGCAGCUACUUCUCCGAUGGCCGAGUUUGCGUAUGGAGCAGGCCAUGUGGAUCCGAUAACCGCAAUUCGUCCUAGACUCGUCUACGAGGCUAAUAAAUCCGACCACAUCACCUUUCUCUGCGGCUUGAACUACAGUGGAAAGAAGUUAAGACUCAUCUUCGGCGAAAGCAGCAAUUGCACUAAAGAACAGGCUAAAUCUUUACCUAGAAACCUAAACUACCCUUCCAUGACUGCUCAAGUCUCGGCGACAAAACCGUUCAAUGAUAUGUUUGAAUUGUUGUUUUAUGAUGUUUCUGGUUCCUCUACCUACUUUAGUUCUAUCUAA
Microthlaspi erraticum is the source of this 330-nucleotide messenger RNA. The record is from the annotation of a GenBank genome assembly. NCBI's taxonomy places the organism in Eukaryota, Viridiplantae, Streptophyta, Magnoliopsida, Brassicales, Brassicaceae.